AAUCCGAAUGGAGCCGGCGGUGCGGCGGGCGCGGGGCGGGGCCGAGGCGGGCUGGGAGCGGUGGCCGCGCUGCCCUCGCCAUGGGGCCCGGCCCCGCGUGGCGCCUGGCGCUAUGCGCCGCGCUGCUGCUGCUGCUGCCGCCCGCCACGGGCCUCGUCGAGCGGCGCCGCGGGGCCUGCUCCACCUGCCGGGGCAUCGUGGACAGGUUCAACCAGGGAUUAGCAGAUACAGCUAAAAAGAACUUUGGUGGUGGGAACACUGCUUGGGAAGAGAAGACGCUGUCGAAGUAUGAGUCUAGUGAAAUUCGUCUUGUAGAGAUCACAGAGAAUCUGUGUGACAGUAGUAACUUUGAAUGCAACAACAUGGUAGAAGAGCAUGAAGAACAUAUAGAGAAAUGGUGGUUCAAACUAAAGAAGAAGUAUCCCGAUUUGUUUAAGUGGUUUUGCAUAGAAACAAUAGAAGUUUGCUGCCCUGCAGGAACUUAUGGACCAGAUUGCCUUGCUUGUCGUGGUGGAUCGGAAAGACCUUGUCAUGGAAAUGGCCACUGUGAUGGUGAUGGGACCCGAGGCGGAGAUGGCUCAUGUAGCUGUAACAAGGAAUAUGCAGGAGAAUUUUGUUUGGACUGUUCUAGUGGUUACUUCAGUACCAUGAGAAAUGAGACACAUUCUGUUUGUGCAGCCUGCCAUACUGCCUGUAAAACUUGUACUGGUUCAAGUAACAAAGACUGCCAAGACUGUAAAGAAGGCUGGAUUAAAAAUGAAGAAGCGGCUUGUGUGGAUUUAGAUGAGUGUGCUUCUUCUCCUUGUAAAGAUCACCAGUAUUGUUUGAAUACAGAUGGAUCUUUCUCUUGCAAAGCAUGUGAUGCCAGCUGUGUAGGUUGCACAGGGGAAGGUCCUGACAAGUGUAAGACCUGUGCGUCUGGCUACAUAAAGGAAGAUGAAAAGUGUACAGAUAUUGAUGAAUGUAACCUUCCUGAAAAGGUCUGCCUGAAAGAAAAUCAAGACUGUGUUAAUACUUCAGGUAGUUACAAGUGUGUAUGUUCAGAAGGGUUUGAAGAUAAAGAUGGAACAUGUGUCCAAACUGUAAAAACAGGAGAGGAAGUAGAGAGUGAAACAACUAAGCCUUCACCUACUGGACAUGAUGACUUAUGAUAUGCAUUUGAAACCAAAAGACAUUCCUAUCAAAAGUUUUAAAUUAUUGGACUAAGCCUCUGAUAGCUGACAUACUGUGGAAAUGGAGGAGAUACCCAGGUUUCCAUUAAGAUUUUUUUUUUUAAAUGGUGAUAAACUGCUCUUUAAGCUGCAUUUCUUUAUUCUUAAAUGCCACUUUUUAUAUAAUUCUUCUAGAACAAAGCUCUAGAUGGGUUAGUAUAAAAUUUGAAUUAACAUAACAUUGUACCCAGAAAUUGUAAACAACUUGCAGGUUUCUCAUUCUAGUGCCUGCCGACAACUGUGAUCAUUUGGAAGGACAUAGUUACACUUCAUAAUUCAAGAAAAAUUCAGACUGAAGUUCGGCAAUUCUUGACAUGAGAAGUAUUUCAAUAUUUCUGUAACUGAAAUAAAGCUUUUAGAAAUUGUCACUCCCUUAAACAAAAUAGAAUGCCUAAUGCUGUAUUCAAUAAAAGUUUAUUUUGUUGGAA
Molecule: messenger RNA, 1639 nt
Organism: Cuculus canorus (common cuckoo)
Lineage: Eukaryota; Metazoa; Chordata; Aves; Cuculiformes; Cuculidae
Gene: CRELD2
Product: cysteine rich with EGF like domains 2
Exons: 10
Coding region: 81-1151 (356 amino acids)
Molecular function (GO): calcium ion binding
Source: RefSeq, a predicted model, not a curated record